UAUCAAAAGCAUUUCCUUUCAAGAAGAUGUCUCUGAAACAGACUUCAGUUUUUCUGUUGAUACAGUUCAUAUGCUACUUUAGAAAUGGAGCCUGUGGAAAAGUGCUAGUGUGGCCCACAGAAUACAGCCAUUGGAUAAAUAUCAAAGUAAUUCUGGAUGAACUUGUGCAGAGAGGUCAUGAAGUAACCGUUCUUGUAUCUUCUGCUUCUAUUCUCAUUGGGCCCAGCAAUGAAUCUUCUAUCAAUUUUGAGAUUUUCUCAGCACCUUUCAGUAAAGAUGAUCUUGAAUAUAAUUUUGGAAAAUGGAUAGGUGAAUGGACAAACGAUUUUACAAAACAUUCAUUCUGGACAUAUUAUUCAAAAAUGCAAAAAGCCUUCAGUGAAUAUUCAGACAUCAUUCAAAGUUUGUGCAAAGCAGUAGCUUGGAACAAGAGUCUUAUAAAAAAACUACAAGGAUCUAAGUUUGAUGUCAUUCUUGCAGAUGCCACGGGUCCCUGUGGUGAGCUGCUGGCAGAAUUGCUUAAGACACCUUUGGUGUUCAGUCUCCGCUUCUGCCCUGGAUACAGAUGUGAAAAGUACAGCGGGGGGCUUCCACUCCCACCUUCUUAUGUGCCUGUGGUUCUGGCAGAAUUAAGUGACCACAUGACAUUUGUAGAAAGGGUGAAGAAUAUGUUGCAGGUGCUGUAUUUUGACUUUUGGUUCCAGCCAUUUAAUGAGAAGUCCUGGAAUCAGCUUUACAGUGAUGUUCUAGGGAGACCCACUACAUUAACUGAGAUGAUGGGGAAGGCAGACAUAUGGCUCAUUCGAACCUUCUGGGACUUGCAAUUUCCUCACCCUUUCUUGCCUAAUUUUGACUUUAUUGGAGGAUUCCAUUGCAAACCAGCCAAACCACUGCCUAAGGAAAUGGAAGAAUUUGUUCAGAGCUCUGGAGAACAUGGUGUGGUGGUGUUUUCUCUGGGAUCAAUGGUUAAAAACAUGACAGAGAAAAAGGCCAAUGUAGUUGCUUCUGCUCUUGCCCAGAUUCCACAGAAGGUUCUGUGGAAAUUUGAUGGUAAGAAACCAGACACCUUAGGAUCCAACACUCGGCUGUACAAGUGGAUCCCCCAGAAUGACCUUCUUGGUCAUCCAAAAACCAAAGCUUUUAUAGCUCAUGGUGGGACCAAUGGCAUCUAUGAGGCGAUCUAUCAUGGCAUUCCUAUUGUUGGUAUUCCCUUGUUUGCUGAUCAACCUGAUAAUAUUAACCAUAUGGUAGCCAAGGGAGCAGCUGUUAGAGUGGACUUCAACACACUGUCAGAUACAGACCUCCUCAGUGCCUUGAAGACUGUCAUUAAUGACCCCUCCUAUAAACAGAAUGCCAUGAGAUUAUCCAGAAUCCACCAUGACCAGCCAAUGAAGCCCCUGGACCGAGCUAUCUUCUGGAUCGAGUAUGUCAUGCGCAACAAAGGAGCCAAGCACCUUCGCCCAGCUCUGCAUGACCUUAGCUGGUUCCAGUACCACUCUCUGGAUGUGAUUGGAUUCCUCUUGGUCUGUGUGGUAGCUGUGGUAUUCAUCAUCACAAAAUGUUGCCUCUUUUGUUGCCAUAAGACUGCUAACAUGGGAAAGAAGAAAAAAGAGUAGUUUCAUGAUGGCUGAAGUAGAGUCCUGAGAGUCCUCUGUCAGCUGCUUCCAGUGAAAACCUGUUGUCAGUCCAGGUGCCUUCCCUCUGAAACAACACAGUGUCAGGACUUCAUUGAAUAUGGCUCUCAUGGAUUCACUCUGUGUUGGAGACAUGCAAGAUUUCAUGCCAAAUAUACACUCAGGGUUCUAAAAGCAAACUUAUGUGUUCAGUUUAGAAUGUUUUGAUGUAACUGAGGAUCUAUGCCCAGA
Messenger RNA from Arvicanthis niloticus (Nile rat), 1865 nucleotides. RefSeq names its product UDP-glucuronosyltransferase 2B1-like. Gene Ontology annotation, molecular function: glucuronosyltransferase activity. The record is from RefSeq and is a predicted model, not a curated record. Lineage: Eukaryota; Metazoa; Chordata; Mammalia; Rodentia; Muridae.